Messenger RNA from Cladophialophora immunda, 1512 nucleotides. RefSeq lists its product as uncharacterized. The record is from RefSeq and is a predicted model, not a curated record. NCBI's taxonomy places the organism in Eukaryota, Fungi, Ascomycota, Eurotiomycetes, Chaetothyriales, Herpotrichiellaceae. Bases 778 to 1350 code for a protein of 190 amino acids. The transcript has a single exon.
CGGCUACUUGACGAACUGCAUCAUUUCGCCGCGCCUUUGCAAAACCCCCAUUCAGAGACAGAAGGAGAAAGGAAAAAAAAACCCCCCCAAGUCCCCGUGGUCCUCUCCCCUCUGCCCCGCUACCAUCACACAUUCCAAUCCUGGCAGCCUGGGCGACGGCGACGAUUAUUGGAGUCACCCGCAAUUAUUACGACCCUUGAUUGGGAAAAGUUUCUCGCCAUGGCCUUCCCUGGAUAACGAGUCGUCGGUUCGUCUCUCUCCUCUGGCCGCUGCUGGGUGGCUGCGCUGUCCCCAAAGGAUUAGGGACUUGGGUUACCCGGCAUUCCCUAACACCCAUGGCUCCCGCCGCCCGGAUUUUGUCAAAGCCAAACAAACCUCGCUUGAUCCUCCUCAUAAGGGCUGCCACUCUGCGCCUUUUCUCGCUUGGGCUUACCCAAGGCCUUCCUUCCCGCGCCUCACCGCCCCCUACCUAGCCGUGUCAUCUAUCUAAAUCAGCCACAAUGCUGCCCACAAUCGAAAAUAUCCACGAGCACCGGACGUGCGAGAAAUAUAUUAUUGCCCUCGACCACCCACAUUCUUCCGUUGUUUCGCCAUCGCUGGGACACCAGUCGAACGACUUGCGCCGGGUGGCCAGUGGAAAAGAUGGGUCAGCUGCAACGUGGUUACUUUUGGCAGGUGGCGACGGCUAUCAUUUGUGGAAGUUGUACCCCCGAAUAGCGGUCACCGAAUUUCCCCUGACACAAGUAGUUUGCUGGCGAUCGGAACGAGCAGCAGAAGAUGCAGCCACGGACGAAAGGCUCUCUACCUAUCUACCUAUCUUCCCACUUGUCGGUGCGUAUACUAAAUUCUGCCCUGAUUGCACCGCAGAUCUCUUCUCCUAGACCUGGUCCGGUCAAGUUUCGAUUGAAAGCCAAGCGCGUCUGGCGAUCAGUAUUGAAGUCAUUGCUCCACUUCUGGAAAGGAACGGCCGGUGAUGUACGGAAUAAGUCAAAUGGCUGGAGUGACCUGUUGUUUGAGAUUUUCCCUCGACUCCACAAGACAUUCAAGACAACGACGUCCCAGCAACCACUCAUCUCCUUUCGUGCGCAAAACAUUUGCUCUCCCCAGCAUUCCGGAAAAUUAGAUCGUGGCGACGGCGGACCUCGCUUGCGGGCUUCUUUCAUUCUUCUGGAAAAUUGCCUAGACAAGGAAUCUACCCAUUUCGCCGCUUCUUCCGGAUUUGGUGCGACAUCCGGCCGUACGCAGACACGUGGGCAUCUUGAUGCUACAGCAAUCCAUCACCGGCGCUGCUUCGGACCACCGGCGCCAGGGCUAUCGUCCAAGGACAGGCGGUUGCUCGCACCAGGAUGAUCUUCCGCCAGCAACAUCCUCGUAGUUUAUGGCACCUCCGUAGGAACCGUCGUCAAACUGUGGCUUUGGGCAUGGCUUCCCACGUCACCCUGCUCCGCUGUGAACGUUGCAAUUCAGGCUGGGUUUGAUCCACCCCUCAUUGACCACAUGGCUUUACCUAGG